Messenger RNA from Cicer arietinum (chickpea), 516 nucleotides. Lineage: Eukaryota; Viridiplantae; Streptophyta; Magnoliopsida; Fabales; Fabaceae. The record is from RefSeq and is a predicted model, not a curated record.
CUUAAGAAUAUUCUUCGUAUGCAUGUCAAAAAGGUCAAUUGCUCUGAAUGGGAGAUCGUUCCAGUCCCUACAAGUGUAAGGGCAGUAGUUGCUCUGAAUCUUCAUAGUUAUGGAAGUGGAAGAAAUCCAUGGGGCAAUCUUAAACCAGAAUAUUUGGAAAAGAGAGGCUUUGUUGAAGCACAAGUUGAUGAUGGACUUUUGGAAAUAUUUGGUCUAAAGCAAGGAUGGCACGCAUCAUUUGUUAUGGUUGAACUUAUCUCUGCAAAACACAUAGCUCAGGCAACAGCUAUCAGGUUGGAAGUAAGAGGAGGAGAGUGGAAAGAUGCGUAUAUGCAAAUGGAUGGUGAACCAUGGAAACAACCAAUGAGCAAGGACUUCUCCACAUUUGUUGAAAUAAGGAGGGAACCUUUCCAGUCACUCAUGAUUAGUGGAGAAUGAUUCAUUGUUCAAAGGUUCUUUCUUCUAUAUAUUGAUGGAAUUCAUAAUGUGUAUACAUAAUGUAAAUUUAUGUAUGGG